Trichoderma aggressivum f. europaeum is the source of this 1089-nucleotide messenger RNA. RefSeq lists its product as uncharacterized. NCBI's taxonomy places the organism in Eukaryota, Fungi, Ascomycota, Sordariomycetes, Hypocreales, Hypocreaceae. The record is from RefSeq and is a predicted model, not a curated record. Gene Ontology annotation, biological process: methylation. The coding region runs from base 1 to 1089 and encodes 362 amino acids. Gene Ontology annotation, molecular function: methyltransferase activity; nucleic acid binding. The transcript has a single exon. Gene Ontology annotation, cellular component: nucleus.
AUGGCCUCUGGCAGCACAUAUGAGACAGCACCUCCCAGCUCACCACCAUCGUCAAUCCUCUUCCAAUCGAGCAACAACAACAACAACAACAACAAUGACUCUCCUGCCUUCGUCCUGCUCGACAUUCCUCGCUCCCUAGAAGAAGCCCAAGUUCCCCCCGGCCACCGGCCCGCGGCUCGCAUCGUCUCCGGGCCUCCCCCGCUGGAGCCUCUUGCUACCCCGGAGCCGCGCAAUGGGGCGUCGGCGAGCCAUUCGCCGUCUGCGGGAGCUCAAAUUGCUGAAUUGAUGGCUGCGGCGGCUGCUCGGGGCGCGUUGGAUGAGCUUCGGGGUCGGUAUUCGGGGCCGUUUUUGCUGGACCGGGUUUGUCAUUCUGCAGGGGAAGAAGGGGUGUCUGCUGUUGAUGCCGGUGCUGAUGCUACCGGUGGUGAAUCGGCUGAGGCUUGUCGCAUCGGGAUUCCGGUUGGAGCUGAAUAUCUCCACGGAACGAUCCAAGACUUGCGGCAGACAUUCAUCGACACGGCACCGCAGUUCAACCUCGUUGUACUUGAUCCUCCGUGGCCCAAUCGAUCUGUUCGCAGGAAGAAGACGGGUAGUUACAACACUGCCUAUAAUCUCACGGAUAUCCAGCAGCUUCUCCUCAGCAUCCCUGUUCCCUUACAUCUUGCCCCCGACGGCUUAGUAGCUGUCUGGAUCACGAACAAGUCUAGUGUUUUCGACCUCGUCACCUCUCCCAGAGGGCUCUUUGCGUCCUGGGGUCUAGAGCUGGUAACACAAUGGACGUGGCUCAAGAUCACUUCAUCUGGCGAGCCCAUGUUCGAUAUGGAGUCGACAUGGAGGAAACCGUGGGAGACGCUCCUCAUAGCAAAGCGGAUCGGCGCAAAAGCUCCGAGCAGGCUUAAGCCUCGAGUCAUUGUGGCGGUGCCCGACGUACACUCGCGGAAGCCGAGCCUUCGGUUCUUGUUUGAGGAUGUUCUUGGGAGGGAUUACGCUGCUUUGGAAGUGUUUGCACGGAAUCUGACUUGUGGGUGGUGGAGCUGGGGGGAUCAAGUGUUGCGGUUUCAAGCAGCGGAGCAUUGGGUUCAAUCUUGA